AAGAAGUUGUACUAUCGGUAACGUUGAUAGGUUCACCCAUUAUUUAUUUGUUACAAAUUAAAGUCGCAUAUCGUAAAACAAAAAAUAUUAUAGCGCGUAUUGUGAAAAUGACACUUGAUCUUA
This is a messenger RNA of Funneliformis mosseae, 123 nucleotides long. The record is from the annotation of a GenBank genome assembly. NCBI's taxonomy places the organism in Eukaryota, Fungi, Glomeromycota, Glomeromycetes, Glomerales, Glomeraceae.